AUGUCAUCGCAAGAAGAAGUGCCUGAUGAUCCAGAUCAAGUAACAAGCAAUCCUGAAUCGAUUGAUGUUCUCAAGAGAGUAGCGAAAACGGUUUCGAGGUAUUUAGAUGAAGAGAACGCGCGAGUGAAAGCAGAGCAAGCGUGUUUCUUGCCAAGUACUGAAGACGGAAUCCCUGUGAUCGGAGAGAUUCCAGGAAUCAAAGGUUGUUAUGUAGCCACUGGACAUAGUUGCUGGGGAAUUCUCAAUGGUCCAGCUACUGGUGCUGCAUUAGCUGAGCUCAUUGUAGAUGGUGUAGCCACUUUUGUUGAUCUUAGCCGGUUUAGUCCUUCCCGGUUUGGCAAACGGAGAAUCCGUUAA
Arabis nemorensis is the source of this 357-nucleotide messenger RNA. NCBI's taxonomy places the organism in Eukaryota, Viridiplantae, Streptophyta, Magnoliopsida, Brassicales, Brassicaceae. The record is from the annotation of a GenBank genome assembly.